This is a messenger RNA of Ramularia collo-cygni, 576 nucleotides long. RefSeq lists its product as uncharacterized. The transcript has a single exon. The record is from RefSeq and is a predicted model, not a curated record. Bases 1 to 576 code for a protein of 191 amino acids. NCBI's taxonomy places the organism in Eukaryota, Fungi, Ascomycota, Dothideomycetes, Mycosphaerellales, Mycosphaerellaceae.
AUGUUCUCCGAGCUGGCCCUUACCUCCUUUUUGGCGGCCACCGCCCUGGCAGUGCCCCACCAGCACGCUCACCAGCACCGCCACUACCAGCGCAACACCCACGCCUCCAACUUCACCAUCACGGUCAACAACAACUGCACCAAAGACCUCUCGGUAGCCACCUUCGGCAUGUCCGACACCUUCAUCAUCACCCAGGAAUCUGCCACGCAUGUUAUCGAGCCCUCGUGCUCCGCCAACAUCUCCACCAACUACUACGGAGUCGGCAUGCGUCUCUCCCCCAACGCCCACCUGCCCAUUGCAAUGCAGUACCUCCCCCAGGCCAUGUUCGAGUACGGCUACUCCAACACCGGACCUCAGGGUCUCUCCGGCACCGCUUACGAUCUCUCUUUGAUGGGCCACGUUGCGCCUGGAAUCAAGGUCGUCCCAGCACACCCCGAGUGCGAACCCAAAUGCUGCACCCCGGGAAACUGCCCCAUCGAUCAGGGCUGGACUUCCGCUGCUCAGAGCUACGCUGCGGACGUUACCUGCUACCAGGGAAUGGUUGAUUUCGAGGUGACUUUCUGCCCUAACGAGUAG